Messenger RNA from Cyprinus carpio (common carp), 2357 nucleotides. RefSeq names its product zinc finger, CCHC domain containing 7 (gene zcchc7). The record is from RefSeq and is a predicted model, not a curated record. Gene Ontology annotation, molecular function: zinc ion binding; nucleic acid binding. NCBI's taxonomy places the organism in Eukaryota, Metazoa, Chordata, Actinopteri, Cypriniformes, Cyprinidae.
AAAUUCAAGAGAGAACAGUUCCUUAAUUUCCAGUUCCUCUCUCAUUCACACUAGGAACAAACAUGGUAAUACUCAAAACAAUCCCCGGACUCAAGAGUCACUAACCUAUACAGAAACCUAUAAGUUCGUGUGCUAAAUGUAGCAGUUUUUCCCAGGGACGAAGACUAGUUGGCCAACCAUUUAAUUUUCCUGUGGAGUCCGGAAGCGGGUGUCCCUGUUUUGCAAAUCGGAACUUAUAAACAGCUGCUCUGUGUUUAGGGCUCUCCUUGAGAUGUUCUCAGGGUAUCAGGAGCGGGAUGACUACGAGGACGAGUUAUACCGGGAUGAUGCGGACUCGAGUUUGUCUGACACCGACAGUGAACUGGAGUUCCGGCUUUAUUCGCAGCUGCACUACAGCGCUGAGAUCCAGGAGGAGCGUGAGGACUCGAGAGAGGUCCAGUCAUCAGUACCACGGACUCAAACACAGCAGAAAUCCUUGCCUCAUGCUCCGCCUGUAGAUGUUAUUGUGAUUGACUCUGGCACAGAUGUUAUCACAGUGUCAGACAACUCUGAGGAAGAUGACAGCGUCUGUGCUAAAAAGGGUCAAUCAUCAAAACGCUGGAACAGGAAGUUGCAGACCCAUAGCUUGCUUUCACCCUCUCUACCACAAGUUCAAGCAAGAAGGAGCUCCCCAGAUGAUGUUGUUGUGUUGGAUUCUGAUUCAGACGACAGCUCUUCUGAAUCUGUCCCUCCUUUUGUGGAGGAUCUGGAUUCGGACUCAGAUGGGCUGGAGAACUGGAUGAUUCUGGGCCAAGACAAACAGGAUGGAGAUCAGACCAUCCAGCUCAACCUCUCCUUAGCAGAACAUGCAAAUGAUGAAGAGAAUAAGCAGAUCUGGGCUGUAUCAGAAAAGGAUAAAGAGGCUCAGAUCUCUAAUAAAAGGUUUGGCCCGAGGCGUGUUUCAAACCGUUACUACAAUGAAAAAUCCAUCACGUGUCACAACUGCAAAAAGUCCGGCCAUCUCUCCAAAAACUGCCCCGCACCAAAGAAGGUGCAGUGCUGCUCAUUAUGUGGGCUUCAGGGACACUUUCUGAGGACCUGUCCGAACCGUUACUGUUCUAACUGCUCGCUGCCCGGCCACACCAGUGACAACUGUCUGGAGAGAGCUUACUGGCACAAACGCUGCCACCGCUGUGACAUGACCGGACACUUCUUUGACGCUUGCCCAGAAAUCUGGAGACAGUAUCACAUUACGACUACUAAGGGACCCUUCUGCAAAGCCAGUGAUCCAGAGGCCUGCAGGAAACCUGCCUACUGUUAUAACUGCUCUAAGAAAGGACACUUUGGCCAUGAAUGCGCCCAGAAGAGAAUGUAUAAUGGUACAUAUCCCACCCUGCCGUUUAUUUCCCGUUACGACACAAAGGAUGACAUUCAUUACCGGGAAAUUCGAGUUAAAAAGCAGGCCCUAGAACUCAAGCAAGCUGGAUUGAUUUCACCUGACAGUGCUGUCAUUACAUAUACCCCCCAACCGCCCAGGAAGAAACAAAAAACCAGCCACAAACAUUCUCCAUACCCAUACAGCACUCACACCAACAACCAGCACACGCCGAAGAGACGCAUCGCACACACACCCAAACACACAUACUUCAAUGUCAACCAGAACUCCGAAACGCCAGGGAACCACGGCAAACACACCCCUAAGAGCAAGUUUAAACCACAAAAGCAAAGCCAGAAUGAAGCCAAAAAGAAGAAAAAGAAAACUCAAUCUGAAGAUUUUGUUUUAGAUGAAGAUGCAGACUUUCCUAGAGGUUACAAAAAGAGACCUCACAAGACAAGAGAUGUUUCAUCACCUCGGAAAGCCAAUGUGAAGCCGAAUAAGCCCUUUGGAAUGGAAAAGAACAAUAAAAAGGACAAAAUAUCGAAAAAGAAGGAAAGGAAAUGGCAAAAGAGAGAACGAAAAGCUGCAAAAGAUUCAUCCAUGUAUCCUUCCGAUGAAAACCUUUUUCUGAUUAAGCAAAGAAAGGUAUGAAGAUAUAUUUAAAAAAGGCAAAUUGCAUGAAACAGGACGUCAAGUGAUUCAGAUGAUUCCCCCUCUACUGGUGGUUGCUUUUGGUCCAUCUUCUUUCAAUCCACAUGGCUUUGUAUACUGUAUUACAGUUUUUUAGGUUGUUCUUGGAAGAAAAAUUCUACGCAAAUCUGACCGUCUCACCCAAACACAGUUAAUUACUCAGUGCAUGGCUGCACUAUGUAAUGUUUGACAUUAAAAAGGUGUCCUGCUUGUACAUGACAAGUGUAUAGAGUUUUGAAGAGUUUUGAGAAUUUUGUGUACAUGCUGACUUCUGUAACAUUGUGAUUAAAUUAAAGUCUGUUUGUAUUGA